AUGAGUGUUAGACUUGAGUCUCCUGUGAAUCCUUGUAGUAAAGAAAGUAUUAAUCAAAUUUUUGACAAUAUGCCUGCUAUUACUAGUUAUCCUUUAAGUAAUGCCGUCAGAAGCCCCAACAGUACUCAAUAUCCAUUGGUACAGGGUCUCUGUGGUGUUCCUGAUGUACCCCAUGCCGCCAACGUGUUGCUAUUAAAUGCAGAGGGCAGCGGUGUGGGGAAAUUUAAAGAGCCCCCUGUGACUGGAACAGUCUCAGUGAAGUGGGAUGAAGUGACAAAAGAUUCAUUGGAUGGAGCAGUUGUAUUAACUUUCAACUUCCAUCUUACGGAUUCAAAAGUAUCAGUAUGGAACUCUGUGCUGUGGAAGCGACGCUUGUACAUCCAGGUGCCAGAAGGUGGAAUGUGUGAUGGGUCUAAAGAAUCAUUUUUAACUCUUCUUGAAUUUGCUGAAGAUGAAUUACAGUGUUCACAUGUUAUUGUAUGCUUUAAUAAGAACAGACCUGAUAAAGCUGCAUUGAUCAGAACCUUCAUGUUCCUUGGCUUUUCCAUGCUAGCACCAGGCCACAAGCUUGCUCCUAGUAAUGCAAGUGAAGAUACCUUGUGCAUGAUCUACAUCAUUGAAGAUUAAGCAGUCACUUUGUUUCCAUUUCACUGGAAUGUUUGAAUGUCAUCUGUCGUGACUCUACUCGAACUUUAAAAACCUCUUAACUAGGGGGCUCUUGAAUUUUCCCAUACUUAACUUUCCAAACAACUUUGGCUUCUUCAUUUUUCUUUCUUCAAUCUCUGCAUUGUUGGCGGCUUCAUUUCAACAGUAAAGAAUUGGAACUAUUUCUAUAAAAACUUAUUCCUGCAAAUUUUAUUUUUGUAAUUGACGCAGCCUUUAAGAUCAAAUCGAUUUAAACUUUUAAAUGAAUUUCAUUUUUAAGCUUUAUUGUUUUGGGACCAAGUAUUGUUCUCUUUAUAUUCUGUUUACUUUUGAACAAGCCCCUGUUCUUUGGAGAAUUGCGUUCUGUAUUUGUAGUUAAACAUGUUUGUGUAUUUUUUUUUCCUUGUAGGUUUUAAUCUUAACUAUUGUAGUAUUGUUGUUCAUUCCAAGUUUUGCAAGUUUGUCAUGUCACUUACGCUUUGCCUAGUUUUGUUUGUGUUGUGGUAGUUGGGUGUAAUUUUUCUACCCAUUUUAUCUGUACUUAUUUGGAAAAACACUUGUGUAAUAAAGGAAUUCGAAUAAAUA
This is a messenger RNA of Argiope bruennichi, 1230 nucleotides long. RefSeq names its product ornithine decarboxylase antizyme 2-like (gene Oda). Bases 1 to 627 code for a protein of 208 amino acids. Gene Ontology annotation, cellular component: nucleus; cytoplasm. The transcript has 5 exons. The record is from RefSeq and is a predicted model, not a curated record. Gene Ontology annotation, biological process: positive regulation of protein catabolic process. Gene Ontology annotation, molecular function: ornithine decarboxylase inhibitor activity. Lineage: Eukaryota; Metazoa; Arthropoda; Arachnida; Araneae; Araneidae.